This is a messenger RNA of Dama dama (fallow deer), 2540 nucleotides long. RefSeq names its product zinc finger protein 23 (gene ZNF23). The coding region runs from base 419 to 2368 and encodes 649 amino acids. The record is from RefSeq and is a predicted model, not a curated record. The transcript has 6 exons. Lineage: Eukaryota; Metazoa; Chordata; Mammalia; Artiodactyla; Cervidae. Gene Ontology annotation, biological process: regulation of DNA-templated transcription.
CGCCGUGGAGCGGCUAGUUUCGGAGGGUGAAUCGAGGUCAGUGGGGAACAGAAAAAGCAGAGCCCCUCCAGGGCACCCGAGAUCGGAAGAAGCCCGGAUUUUGGAGGGCACUGUCUUCUGGAGUGAUGUCAGUUCCAAAAGCUCCAGUCCUCCUUUAAGAGGGAGACCAGAUGAUGGCAGCCAUGCUCCUGACAUCCUGGCCCCAGGUGAGCUGUGGGUCCUUCAUCUCUUCCUCUGAGCAGUUUCACAUUGAAGAAAACUGAGAAGGGAAGCUGGGCAUGAGCCAUGGAAUUGGCCGUAGGGCAGCAGGAACCUGUUGUUUCAGAAGUCGGUGACCUUCGAGGACGUGGCUGUGUACUUCACCCAGACGGAGUGGGACAGCCUGUCCACUGCACAGAGGGCCCUGUACAGGGAUGUGAUGCUGGAGAAUUAUGGGAAUGUGGCUUCCCUGGGAUUUCCGCUUCUCAAACCUGCUGUGAUCUCACAACUGGAGGGAGGAGGUGAGCUUGAGGGCCCAUCUCCACUGGCCUCUGGAGCAGGCACAGGCCCCCAGGGCCUCUGGACUGAUAUUGAUAUCCAGACUGACAGUAAUUUGACAGGAGAAAUGUGUGAAGAAAAAUAUAAUACAUCAUAUGAACUUCAGAGGAACUCUUUUCAGGAAAUAGAUUUUACAGAAAUGUAUAUUCUAAAGAAACAGCAGGAGGUCCACUCAGUAGGAAGUGUGAAGAAAGAAAACAGCAAUGUCAUUGACAGGAUGGUGAAAGACAAUACUAGCCCCAUGGAGGAGUGUUUCUUUAGUCAAAGUCCAAAUUUGAAUCAGUGUCAUACCAUCUCCACUGGAGAGCAGCCCCCUGAGUGUACAAGACUGGAGAAAGCCUUCAGUUUUGACACAAAACUUAUUCAACAGGAAAUAAUUAAUUCUGGGGAAAGACCUUUCAAAUGUGAAGAAUUAAUAGAAAACUUUAGCUGUAACUCUCAACUUAAUCAGGGUCAAGAUGGCUACACUGGGGAGAAGCCCCAUCAAUAUAAGGAGUGUGGCAAAGCCUUUAACAUCAAUGCAAAAUUAAUUUGGCAUCAAAGACUUCACAGUGGGGAGAAGCCCUUCAAAUGUGUAGAGUGCGGUAAAAGCUUCAGUUACAGUUCCCAUUAUAUUACACAUCAGACAAUCCACAGUGGGGAGAAGCCCUAUCAGUGUAAGGUGUGUGGAAAAGCCUUCAGUGUUAAUGGGAGUCUAAGUAGGCAUCAGAGAAUCCAUACAGGAGAGAGGCCCUAUCAGUGCAAGGAGUGUGGGAGCGGCUUUAGCUGCAGUUCUGCAUAUAUCAUACAUCAGAGAAUCCACACUGGAGAGAAACCUUAUGAGUGUAAUGACUGUGGAAAAGCUUUCAAUGUUAAUGCAAAAUUAAUUCAACAUCAGCGGAUCCACACUGGAGAGAAGCCUUACGAAUGUACUGAGUGUGGGAAAGGCUUCAGGUGCAGUUCCCAGCUUAGGCAGCAUCAGAGCAUCCACACUGGAGAGAGGCCCUUUCAGUGUAAGGAGUGUGGAAAGGCCUUUAGUAGUAAUACAAAACUCAUUCAGCAUCAAAGAAUUCACACAGGGGAGAAACCCUAUGAGUGUACUGAAUGUGGAAAAGCCUUUGGUGUCAAAGGGAAAUUAAUCCAGCACCAGAGAAUCCACACGGGUGAGAAACCCUAUGAGUGUAAAGAAUGUGGCAAAACCUUCAGGUGUAACUCCCAGCUUCGGCAGCAUCUGAGAAUCCACACCGGGGAGAAGCCCUAUGAGUGUAAUGAGUGUGGAAAGGCCUUCAACGUUAAUGCGAAAUUAAUGCAGCAUCAGAGGAUUCACACUGGGGAGAAACCCUUUGAAUGUAAUGAGUGCAGGAAAUGCUUUACUUCUAAAAGAAACCUACUUGAUCAUCACCGAAUCCAUACUGGAGAAAAGCCCUACCAAUGUAAGGAAUGUGGGAAAGCGUUUAGCAUCAAUGCCAAACUAACUAGGCAUCAGAGAAUACACACUGGGGAGAAACCUUUCAAAUGUAUGGAAUGUGAGAAAGCAUUCAGCUGUAGUUCUGACUAUAUUGUGCAUCAGAGAAUCCAUACUGGAGAGAAACCCUUUCAGUGUAAGGAGUGUGGAAAAGCCUUCCAUGUUAAUGCUCAUUUAAUUCGGCAUCAAAGAAGCCACACUGGUGAGAAACCCUUCAGAUGUGUGGAGUGUGGCAAAGGCUUCAGCUAUAGUUCUGACUGUAUUAUACAUCAGACGGUUCAUACUUGGAAGAAACCCUAUGUGUGUAAUCUGUGUGGGAAAGCCUUCAGGUUUAGCUUCCAACUUAGUCAGCAUCAGAGCAUUCACAGUGAAGUAAAGUCCUCAUGAAAGGGAUGUAGAAAAUUGUCAGUGUUAAUGCUGAACUGGAUCAAGUGUCCUCAGAUUCACCCUGGUGGAAAACCCUGAAAGGGAAAUUAAUAUGGCCGAGUCUUCACAAGGAAGCAAAUCUUUUUCAUUUUAUUCAAUUUUAAAUCAAGAAUGAUGACCAGUUUUCAAAUAA